This is a messenger RNA of Drosophila grimshawi, 1661 nucleotides long. RefSeq lists its product as uncharacterized. The record is from RefSeq and is a predicted model, not a curated record. Lineage: Eukaryota; Metazoa; Arthropoda; Insecta; Diptera; Drosophilidae. The transcript is spliced from 2 exons. Bases 305 to 1651 code for a protein of 448 amino acids.
UUGGAGCUGAAGCUAAGUAAAGCUGACUUCUAUAAAUACAUAUUAACAAAUAUAUAGGCAUAUGAAAGAAAGGACAUACUUUGAGUCAGCACUUUCGAUUUAAUUAAAUAUUUUCAAUUUCAAAAUGUAUUCGCGUCGGGUGAUACUUCAAUAAUCGAUCAAUCGAUAAGCGAUUAAAGUUAUCGCAUAAGUUUGCUGAAUUCACAGCGCUUUCGAUUGGCAAACUACGAAUUGAGCAAAUUCGGGACAGCGAUAGAAAUAGAAAUUUUCUCAUCUGAAAUUUACAAUUGACAUCUUGCUCAUAAUGUCGAAGAGAGCAACAUCUGCCCUCCAGUCUUCUGCGGCUGCUCAGGGAAAUGCAACACCAAGUGAGAUUCAUAGUACUUUGCUCCUCUUUCUGGAAUAUGGUGAAAGUCGCAUGGACAUCUCCAAGAAGCUAAUCGCGCAGUUGGAGACAACGGACAUCACAUCGACUAUCAUGUGUCUAAACGUGGAUCAGCUGGAGAGAUUGAUGCCAAUGCUGGCGGGUAAUCUGACCCGCCUGCAACUGGAGAUCGCUGAUGUAAUCCGCAUGGAUAGACUGUGUCGGGAGGGAGGCGUCUCUGGGCUGGCCUUAGUGAACACCUGCCUGGUGGGCCAUGCAAUUCCAAUGCCAAGCGGCAGCAAUUCCAACAUCCAUUUGCGGCUGCUGGGAAACCUGCUUCCCGGCCUGCUGGUGCUGCAUAUGAACGCACCGGUUGCGGCACCGUUUCCAGUCAACUUGCGCCAACUGCGCGCACUGCUGCUCCGCAAGAGCAUUACGCAGGAGGUGCUGGAUCAGGUGUGCCAGAAUUGCCCCCAGCUGCGGCAAUUGCUCGUGCGAAACGAGGAGAUGCCGCUCACAGUGCUGGACUUCUCGGAGAUGUGGCGGUGCUCUCAGCUGAGGGAGCUGCAGGUGCCGCUGAUGCUGCGCUCGGCGCAGACCUUGUGCCACCUGGAGCAUCUGGAGCAUUUGUCGCUGCAGCGCAAGCAGCUCUGGCCCCGCAUGGACUGGCUACCGAUUGCCAAGGAGAUCAUCAAUGCCAAACGCAGUGAGCUGCUCGCCCUGCGCUUCGAUGGCACCUGGCUAAGUGCUCCGUUUGAUUUUUCGCUGUUGGAUCUGCGCUUUUGUACAGCAAUGGAGGAGCUGCUGCUGAGCAACUGCAAGUUGAAUGUGCGAACGAGGCGACCGGUGCUGCCCCUGAGUUGUAAGCGCUUUUGUUUGACUGGCUGCUCCCUGAACCAGCUGUUCUGCUAUUUGGAGGAAGCAGACCAGCUGCACUUGCUCGAGUUGAAUGACUGCCCCCUGCUCGAAGAAUGUGACGAUUUCUUACAUCAGCUACUCAGGCAGUGCAAGAUGAAGCCAAUGUUUGGAACAGUGCAGCUACGCUUCAGCCACAUGCCGACCUUGAGUAGAGAGCUAAUCAGCUGGGGUCCCAGGCGACGCGAGUACAAUGCGGAGUGGCUGCAGGUCCAGGAAUCGCAUGAGGCAGAGCCCACUUGGAAAAAUACGCCCGGCACAAUAAGCAUGACAUUCGGCAGGCCAGUUAACUAUGCGCCAGAUCCGGAAAAAUGGAACGAUUGCCCAGAUACAACACCAGCCGAUUUACUAAAGGAGCUCGGCAUGGAUUGAAUAAAACCAG